Pangasianodon hypophthalmus (striped catfish) is the source of this 1196-nucleotide messenger RNA. RefSeq lists its product as uncharacterized. Bases 275 to 667 code for a protein of 130 amino acids. The record is from RefSeq and is a predicted model, not a curated record. Lineage: Eukaryota; Metazoa; Chordata; Actinopteri; Siluriformes; Pangasiidae. The transcript has 3 exons.
GUCCCCCUUCCCUCUCUCCUGACAGAUUUAUUUCACCAAAAAAUGUCAGGAUAUUACUGUUAUGGUUGAAGUGUUUCUCGCCCCCACCUCACUGUUUUUUCCACGCGCUCAGCUCAGCCUGCGCCGCGCGCUCACAGCUCGCGCCGCGCGCUUAACGGAACAGCCUCGGUGCGCUUCAUGGACUAGUUCUGACAGGAAGUCUGGUCUAAACCCGCAGGUUCGGUUGCGGUAAACUUCCGGCCCAAACGGACAGGACCUCAGCAGAGCUGCAUCCAUGACUUUACACACUUGGCUGCUGUACGGGAUUGGAUUCAUUGUGGCAUCUGCGCUCUUCACUGCACAGGUCCAUGGACUGCAGUGCUACGGCUGUAACGUCAUCCAUGGGCAGAAGUAUGUGGACAUUGGUUGCUCUAAACCUGAGAUCAUCACCUGUACUCAUUCUCACAAAGGCUUUAAGCACCGCUUCUGCAUCAAAACAGAGAGCAUGGCACUGGGUAUCGUCCUGACCAGCGGCUGUGCCACGUCCCGCCACUGUCAGCAGCAGGAGCUUCCCGGAGUGAACAUCCACUGCUGUGAUACAGACUUAUGUAACAGUGCAACCUGCUGGCACCCAGGAACACUGCAUUACAUCUGCAUGCUGGUUGGCCUGAUGGUGAUGCACCUGUGAAGGAAGAGAACUCCUGAAAAACAUUGUCUGUGGAAAUGCUCGAAAAUUAUAUUUUGUCCUUCUUUGCAUUUUUGCCAGCCUUUUGCAUUAUAUGCGGCAUAUUACAUUUCUACUGCCAAUCAGGGACUUGAAAUGAAAGCUGGCCAAAGGGACUGUGAUGAGUGUUUUUAUCUGCUGGGUACCUGUCAUCAAAAUUUUUGGCAAAAAAAAACUUUUAAAUAAUAUCAAUUUUCAUAGAGUGAUGAGUGACCAUGUCUUGAAAUGUAGUGAACAGGAAAGGAAAAGUGGAUGUUGUGAAGAGUAAUGAAUGUAAAAAAAAAAAAAAAGAUAAAAAAGAUGUAGACACUGUAAAUACUGAAGUCCUAAUUAUUUUAUUCAGUAUUUUUACAUAUUGAUUCACUGCUGUCAAGUCUAAGGUACGUUUUCAGAGCCAUGUAAGUCUCAUUAUGGCAUGGACAACAUUUUCUAUCAUUAUAUGUUUGUUUCACAUACAAUAAAUAUUCUACAUAAUUGGUUGAUUGUGUUUUGG